Phytophthora infestans T30-4 is the source of this 519-nucleotide messenger RNA. Its product is annotated as trafficking protein particle complex subunit 6B. Gene Ontology annotation, biological process: regulation of GTPase activity; endoplasmic reticulum to Golgi vesicle-mediated transport. Lineage: Eukaryota; Oomycota; Peronosporomycetes; Peronosporales; Peronosporaceae. The transcript has 3 exons. The record is from RefSeq and is a predicted model, not a curated record. Bases 1 to 519 code for a protein of 172 amino acids. Gene Ontology annotation, cellular component: TRAPP complex; trans-Golgi network; cis-Golgi network.
AUGAAGGAAGUGGCGGAUGGUUGCUUCCAACAGCUCUUCGGCGAGAUCGUGCGAUCCAUGGUGGAGGGCGCCGCGGCGACUACGCCGACCGCAGAGGAGGAGGCAGCUCACCGCGAGGCCGUCAUCAUCAAGCUAGAGGCCAUGGGCUAUGACGUGGGAUGCCGCUUUGCUGAGCGCUCAGCCAGAGACCGACCGCGCAUGCUGGAGCCACUGGAUGUGAUUAAAUUCGUGUGCAAGGACUUCUGGAUCGCCAUCUUUAAGAAACAGAUCGACAAAUUGCAGACCAACCACCGUGGAGUCUUCGUGGUGCAAGACUUCAGUUUCCGCUGGCUGGCGGGGAUCUCGGCCGCCACAGAUCAGGAGACAAGGGAGAUGGCGUUGCUGUUUCUGGUGUUCCCUUGCGGAUUGAUCCGAGGUGCACUCGCCAAUCUCGGACUCACUGCCAUCGUCAAUGCCGACGUCCCCGACGUCCGCGCGCUUCCUGGAUGUUUAUUUAACAUAAAGAUUAAGCAGGGGUGA